CACGCGUCGGCAUGCCUCCUAUCCUCCAUGUCCCUCUCUAAGCAUGCGAAAUCCUACUUAAUCAACCAGUCAAAAUAUGCACACCUCAAUGCCUUCGUAUCGCGCGUCGAACCCUCCGUCCUGCUUGCGCGCACCGGUUCCUCGAGGCUUACCAGCGAGGGGGAGGACGGACGCCUUGUCCUCAAUGACAAGCCAAUUGCGAUAAAAGACAACAUCUGCACGAAGGAUUUCAAGACGACAGCUUCUUCGGGGAUACUGAGAGACUUUACGAGCCCGUACGAUGCGACGGUUGUGAAGCUCUUGCAAGAUGCGGGCGCGGUGGUUGCGGGCAAGACAAACAUGGAUGAGUUUGGCAUGGGAUCACACUCGACACACUCGUACCAUGGACCAGUGAAGAUGCAGAGAUAUGAGGAUGAAGAAGCAAGCGCGGGAGGGAGUUCAGGAGGCAGUGCGCUUGCAGUUGCGAGUGCACAGUGUUGGGCGGCGUUGGGAACAGACACGGGGGGUUCUGUUAGACUUCCCGCUGCGUAUACAGGCGUUGUUGGCUUCAAACCGAGCUACGGACUGCUGUCUAGGUGGGGCGUCAUUGCCUAUGCGAAUUCACUGGAUACUGUCGGUAUCCUGGGGACCAGCGCAACAAGUGUAGAGGCCAUCUUUGAUCAGCUCAAUCUCUACGAUCCUCAGGAUCCCACCUCACUCCCUCCUUCGACACGCUCACGUCUAGGGAGUAAAGCGAGAGCUUCAGACUCAGUCAGGAUUGGGAUUCCUCUAGACUACAACAUUACCACACUACACCCCAUUGUUCGAAACGCGUGGGUACGCACGCUCAAGGCAUUACAUGAGCGUGGGCAUACGUUACAUCCCGUUAGGCUACCAGCAACACAACGCGCCCUCUCAGCGUACUACGUGCUCGCACCAGCAGAAGCAUCCAGUAAUCUCGCAAAGUACGACGGUGUCCGCUAUGGCAGCAGAGCCGAAGGCAUCGACGGAACACCCGAUAGCGUCCUUUUCGCCAAAACUCGAGGUCAAGGCUUUGGACCAGAAGUUCAGCGUCGCAUCUUGCUCGGUGCUUUCUCACUGAGCGCGCAAGCUAUCGACAAUUACUUUAUCCAAGCACAGAAAGUCCGCCGACUAGUGCAACAAGAUUUCAACAAAGUCUUCGCUACACAAAAUCCGCUCUUAGAUGAGACUACCCACGCGGAAGAAACGGAAGAGAAAGUCGACGUGCUAUUGUGUCCAACGGCUCCUUCGCUUGCGCCGUCGCUGUCGGAUGUCAAGGCUCAAGACCCUAUUCAGGCGUACAUGAAUGACGUCUUCACUGUUCCAGCUAGCCUCGCAGGACUGCCGGCCAUCAGUGUUCCCGUACCUAUCGCAGGGAAGGACCGAACCAAGGAAAACGAAGAGUUCAGCGUUGGAAUUCAGAUCAUCGGCCAGUAUGGAGACGACAAGCUAGUCUUGGAUUUUGCAAAGGAGCUCGAAGUGGCUGCUCCAUGUCCUCACGCUGGUAUCAAAAUAGACACGGCCGAAGAGGUGUCUCGAAGAUCAUGACAGGGGUGGUGGAGAUGGAUAUUCGAGAUCGGAGUCACUGAGGCGCAUGGGUCAAAGAAGUAAUGACAUGACAUGACAUGAGUGGCUUGUGGAUGUGUAAAUGCAUGUAACACGGCUGUAUAAAUUUCAUCGCAUAUUGGAGUGUAAUGGUGAGAAUUCUCAAAAGAAUGUCCUUUCAUUCAUGAUAUACCCCUAGGAAACUCGGCCCUAUAAUACGUGUACACGUCCCUUGAAGUCCACUAAACAUUGCCGUUCUAGUCGAGUCCGCGCGGUGGAACAUGGCCAGGUAGCCCUUGUCAAAGUUCAGGGUAUCCGAUGCUUAAUGGGAGCAGCUUCCGCAACCGCAGCUGGAGCAGUCAC
This is a messenger RNA of Cucurbitaria berberidis CBS 394.84, 1908 nucleotides long. Its product is annotated as glutamyl-tRNA amidotransferase subunit A. Bases 28 to 1548 code for a protein of 506 amino acids. The transcript has 4 exons. The record is from RefSeq and is a predicted model, not a curated record. Lineage: Eukaryota; Fungi; Ascomycota; Dothideomycetes; Pleosporales; Cucurbitariaceae. Gene Ontology annotation, cellular component: mitochondrion; glutamyl-tRNA(Gln) amidotransferase complex. Gene Ontology annotation, biological process: mitochondrial translation; glutaminyl-tRNAGln biosynthesis via transamidation. Gene Ontology annotation, molecular function: glutaminyl-tRNA synthase (glutamine-hydrolyzing) activity.